UGUGUUCGAGCUAACCACAUCCGUCGCUUGACGCAAUCGAACGAGAGGGCUGGAGCGAGCUACGGUGAGGGGAGAGAGCCGUCCAAAUUUUAUUCGGAAGCUGUUUGGGUUUAAAACGCCGUGUUGUUCACCCUCAAUCGGUUCCGCGCAUCACCCAAAACUUGGCUGGUCGAAACGUCGUCGAAAGCUGCAGUUCCAGCAGCCGGAUCCCCGUGCGGCCUUUCCGUCUGGUUAAGGGGGAGCCCGAAGAGGACAAGCAUUGACUGGCUGGCUGCUUCCUUCCGUGAGCAUGACAAGAUGGGACUAAGGUGAUUUUUUUUUUUUUUUUUUACCCGGCGUCCCUUGAAGCCACCCCAGCAAGCAGUUGAUCUCAGAUCAGCCUCUGGCCGCCUCUUAUCUUGUUGUGACACGCCUCCGCUGACAGUCGAGCCACAUGUCAAAGAAGAUGGACAUCUGACGCAGGGACCAAAGGGUGACACGAGACUUCUCCCCCCUCUCCCCUCUCCCCUCUCCCCUCGCUUUCCCGCCAGAGGCCAUGGCGGGCCUCAAACGUCACCAUGACGGGAAGAUUGCCGGGCUGUACGACCUGGACAAGACGCUGGGCCGCGGACACUUCGCUGUGGUCAAACUUGCCCGGCAUGUCUUCACUGGAGAAAAGGUGGCGGUGAAGGUGAUUGACAAGACCAAGCUGGACCAGGUGGCGCGGGGCCACCUUUUCCAGGAGGUGCGAUGCAUGAAACUGGUGCAGCAUCCCAACGUCGUGCGCCUGUACGAGGUCAUCGACACGGCCACGAAGCUCUACCUCAUUCUGGAACUGGGGGACGGCGGCGACAUGUUCGACUGCAUCAUGAAGCACGAGGGAGGCCUCAGUGAGGAAGUGUCCAAGUGUUACUUCGCCCAGAUCGUGCACGCCAUCUCCUACUGCCACCGGCUGCACGUGGUGCACCGGGACCUCAAGCCCGAGAACGUGGUGUUCUUCGAGAAGCAGGGCGUGGUCAAGCUCACCGACUUCGGCUUCAGCAACAGGUUUCAGCCCGGCAAGAAGCUCAACACCUCGUGCGGCUCGCUGGCGUACUCGGCCCCCGAGAUCCUGCUCGGGGACGAAUACGACGCUCCUGCCGUCGAUAUCUGGAGUCUGGGUGUGAUUCUCUUCAUGCUGGUGUGCGGUCAGCCGCCCUUCCAGGAGGCCAACGACAGCGAGACGCUCACCAUGAUCAUGGACUGCAAAUACACGGUGCCCCCGCACAUCUCCGGAGCUUGCCGAGAUCUUAUCGGACACAUGCUGCAGCGGGACCCCAAGAAGCGAGCGACUCUCGAGGAGAUCGAGAAGCACGCGUGGCUGCGAGGCGUCGACCCGUCGCCGGCCACCAAGCUGUCCACCCCGCUGGUGUCCCACCGCAGUUUGCUGGAAGAAGAGCACGGCUCCAUCAUCCAGCGCAUGGUGCUGGGGGCGAUUGCGGACCGAGACGCCAUCAUAGAGGCUUUGGAAUCAAAUCAGUACAACCACAUCACGGCGACGUACUACCUCCUGGCUGAGAGGAUGCUGAGGGAGCGGCAGGAGAAGGAGCAGCACAGCCAGACGCGCUCGCCAAGCCCCAGCAAGGCCCAGUUCAGGCAGUCUUGGCCCACCCGAGUGGAUGUCCACCAGGAUGUCAGCGAUGGCUUGGGGGGUCCGGCGAUGUCACACCCCGGGGGGCCCCAGUCACCCGCCCGCAGCGCGGAAAGCCUCCAUAAAGGGCCCCGGCCCAAAACGGCUCUGCCGGACCUCAGUCAGAGGCAGGAGAACCAGCAGACAGCCGCUCAGAACCCGGACAAGGGGCUGCGGCCUCUCUCCAAGCCCCACUCCAACCCCCUCAGACUGGGCUCUCUGACCGCAGCGGGGUCGUGCAAAAGUCGCAGUCUCAGCCUUUUCAGCGUGGAGGAGGAUGAGGAAGAAGAGGGGGAGGACGGUUGUUCCCCCUCUGCCCCUCCCGCUCAAGUGGUGCUCCGCUCCAAAGUCUCCUCGUCCAUCGCCUCGUCCCGUAACCGUUUGACGUCGCGCUUGAGCGCCCCGGUUCUCAACCAGAUCCACGAGGACGAGAAAGGGGAGGACGAGGAAGAGGAGGGGGACGGGGACUUAAAAGGGCCGGGCCCGACCAAGCCCGGCCUCAGCCUCAAUUUGAACUCGAGAGCGGCGUCGCCUCCGUCGCCGAAAAGCGUCGGCCCGGCGGCGCCGCCCGUCGCCACCCGGACUCCCUCCUCAGAGAUGAGCGACGACAACGCGGAGAGGCGUCGGCCGUCGGAUGCGGCGGGCCGCGAGGGCGCCGAGGACGGCGAGAAAAGGCCGUCGGCCCAGGACAGCCCCUCUCACUGCGCCAGCCCCGGCUCCGUUUUGGGCCAGGGAAAGAAUUCGGCCAAAGCUUCCAGUGGCCUGGUGGAAAGCCUCAAGUUGAUGAGUUUAUGCUUCAGCUCGCAGUUCCACAACCUGACGGGCGGGGCGGGCGGGGGGACGCCCGGCAACGGCCCCGUCGGCAUUGGCGGGGACCCUCAGGAACGCCCGGUGUGGCGCAUGUGCGUGGGCGGCUCCACCGGCAGCCUGGACAAGGUCUCGCUUCUGGGGGGGCCGUCGCCACGGGGAAACCUCUACCAGCAGCCGCCCCCUUUGGGGGACGCGCGAGCGGACCCCUUGCUGGAGGGGUCUUGCUCGGGGACCCUCGUGCUGGGGGAGCUGGACCUGGCCCGCGAGAACCACAGGAACAUGAAGAACCGUGCCCUGCAGAUGCCUCUGAGCGACAAGACUCUAUCGGUCAACAUCCACCGCAGUCCUAAGGAGGGUCUGCUGUGCACCCCGACCCCUCACAGCUGCUGCCAGGUCAUCUAGGGGGCGGGAGUGUACGCACUCCUCCGCUCACUCGUUGUCUUUUCAUCCAGGCUUGGGCGCGCGCGGCUGUGGCAAGCUGUUUGAGCAUUUAUCGCAUAUUCUUGAUAGCCACCUCAAGGUCCGUGUACUAGUAUGCACUUUGUCCUCACUAAUAAGACAAUUCAGCACACUUGUAGAACGACGAGGGUGACUGUCUUAAUGGCGAUGUUUUUUUCCCCCUCUCCACUGCUAAUGCCGGUUCAGGCCUCAAUUAAAACAGAAUCAGUCAACUGCAGUGCUGGACCAUGGAGUAGGCAUGUGUCACACACUAGUAGCCUCUACUAGUGUGACUGAAAUGCUCCACUAGUUCUGCUUACUCGUGUGCAGAAACGUUAUACGGUAGUGAGGAAAACUUUCUCUUUGUAUGUAUUUUAUUUAACCUUUUAUUUAUUCUGGUCAUGCAGUUCAGAACACAUUUGCAACGCUGACCUGACAAGUUCUCUUCUUACGAGUUCUUUUUACUCGUAAGGCACAGUUGUGUCCCACUUGUUCGACGAGGUCUACGUGGACCUAAAGCUUGAUAUGAAAGAUGCUUGAAUACAUCCUCAAAUGGCUUUUUGAGCAAUUAUUCGGGGUCUUGAUCUCCAGCCACAGCUUCACUCGUAAUACUAGGAGAAAACAGAGGUCAGCUUCGCCUCACUCGUAACAUGUAGUUGUUUUACUGAUCCGCCAAAGUGCUACUAUUGUACAGAAGUUUCAUACAGUCAUGGGAAAAAAAAAUCAUCAUUGCUACAAAACAUGUCAAACGACUCGUGUGCCGAAUUGUCUUGGUAAUAAGGACAAAGAGUGUUCGUGUGGACCGUGAGCUGGACAUCAUCUCAAUGGUCCAACAGCUUUCGGUCCAUCGUCACACUUGACCGUUGUUGUUUGGGGGAUCACCCGGGAGGCGAUCCAAAUUCUGACCUUACACGUUAAGAGACGAUGUGGCCUGUUUGAAAAAAAAAAAGAGAGGCAUUCAGUGCACUAUUGUUAUGCACAAAGGUUUGCACACAGUCAAUCAUGUAAUAUACUAAACCAUACAAAACACUGACUUCACUUGCUGUUCAAAGGAGCAUCCGAGCAGUUUUCAUCUCGUUACAUUUUGUUGCACUGUUCUGGUUUUUAUUUCCUUAUGUUUAAAUUAUUUUUUUAAGAUUUUGUGUGGGGGUUUUUUUUUUGACUUGGGGGGGAAAAAAAAAGACGACUGAAAGUGUACUUUCAUGAAAACGGGGAGAAAUGAAAGAGUCAAGAUGGUGGCGCACAAUAUUUUGUAGUCCAUCGCUUUUAUUUUUCUAUCUGGAGUGUCCACACUGCUAAGAAAAGAAAAAAAAACCCCCAACAACCCACACAAGCCAAUGUGCAGUGUGCAGCAGACUUUUAGUGUACAUAUGUGAAUAAGACUCUGAAGCACUUCAUCUAGUGUUGACGUAUCGCCGUAGAAAGCACCAUUACUCCUCUCUUCCUGCUGGAUUAUUGAAACACCCAGAACUUGAAAAGUGACUCAGACUGGAAACAAAACAAACAAACAAACAAAAAAAAGACAUUACACUCAUGUAUAUACCUGUACGUACUUACACCAAAAAUGGCAGCUCUUUAUCUUAACAUUGAAAAGGGAAUUAAGCGGUUGGAAGUGAACCUGCGUCCAUCCGGAGGUUUGACGGGAAUCAUGGUAGCCGCUGUUGUAGCGUCAUUCCAAAAACAACCCUGAUGGAGAUGGAUUGGGGGGGGGGGGGUUCCUCUUCCUAUAGCUCAUGACAACAGUGCCUCCCUCACCCAAAUCAAGCAUCGCUGUGUCUAAUUGGAUGUGUGACUCACCCCUGGUGGAAUCUUCAGAUUGACAAUGCAUGUGAUCUUGCUGUAGCAACCUACAAAUCCACCUGUUGCGUGCGUGCGUGUGUGUGCGCGCGUGCGUGUGUGAGUGCGUGUGUGUGUGUAGAUAGAUGCAGAUCUAUCUUGAGAUCGCUAAAUCUAGAGAUCUCUAGAUAUCUAUUUCUAGAUAGAUCGAGCUAUCUAGCUAUCGAUCUAGAUAGCUCGAUAUCGAGAUACAGCUAUCUAUGUCGUUACCACUAUCUCGAUAUCUACCUAUCUAUAUCUAGAUAGGUAGAUAUCGAUCUAUCUAUUGAUAGAUAGCUGGAUAUAAUACAUACACGCACGCAUGCACACUAAUACCUGAGGGACAGAUGAACAAACUCACAUGAUACUGUAGCCACACAGCAAUACCAGCGACU
Molecule: messenger RNA, 5106 nt
Organism: Hippocampus comes (tiger tail seahorse)
Lineage: Eukaryota; Metazoa; Chordata; Actinopteri; Syngnathiformes; Syngnathidae
Gene: snrka
Product: SNF related kinase a
Exons: 8
Coding region: 536-2860 (774 amino acids)
Biological process (GO): intracellular signal transduction; protein phosphorylation
Cellular component (GO): cytoplasm
Molecular function (GO): protein serine/threonine kinase activity; ATP binding
Source: RefSeq, a predicted model, not a curated record